Xyrauchen texanus (razorback sucker) is the source of this 1756-nucleotide messenger RNA. RefSeq names its product pyridoxine-5'-phosphate oxidase-like. The record is from RefSeq and is a predicted model, not a curated record. Bases 225 to 1061 code for a protein of 278 amino acids. Gene Ontology annotation, biological process: pyridoxine biosynthetic process; pyridoxal 5'-phosphate biosynthetic process. The transcript has 7 exons. Gene Ontology annotation, molecular function: FMN binding; pyridoxamine phosphate oxidase activity. Lineage: Eukaryota; Metazoa; Chordata; Actinopteri; Cypriniformes; Catostomidae.
GCUUACAAAAUAAACGUUCUGUCGUUAUUUAUUUAUUUAUUUAUUAUUUUUGUAUUAUUGUUUAAUAAUUUAAUCAUUAUUAUUAUUAUUUGUAUAUAUGCUUGAAUUUAAAGUCACUUAUUAUACAAACUUAUUUAUGUUAAACGUUACCAAACCGAUUGAGUUUUCAUAACAGUUUACGUAAGAGAGCAUAAGCGUGCUGACGCAGGUUUGCAGCUGCAGGAAUGAGACGUCUAUUUAGUUGCUGUACGUCAAAGAAUAUCAGUUAUAUUGUGAAAAAUAUCAAACCCAGCGUGUGCUCGACAACCCGCAAUCCACCGUUAUAUAUCUCGUCCUUCUUCAGAAACUCUGCUGUCAGCAGCGGCACAGGCAUGGAUCUGAGUAACAUGAGAAAGAGCUAUAAGAGCGACCAGGAGUGUUUUGAGGAGGAUCAGCUUGCAUCUCUUGAUCCAAUUAAGCAAUUUGGCAACUGGUUUGAUCAAGCCACUAAAUGCCCAGAGGUGGGCGAAGCUAAUGCAAUGUGUCUUUCAACAGCCACCAAGGAUGGACGCCCCUCUGCACGCAUGGUUCUGCUGAAAGGCUACAGCGAAGAAGGAUUUCGAUUCUUUAGCAAUUAUGAAAGUCGGAAGGGUUCAGAGCUGGACAGCAAUCCCUAUGCCUGUCUUGUCUUUUACUGGGAACCAUUAAACAGGCAGAUUCGCAUUGAAGGCACUGUAGAGAGAAUCCCAUUUGAAAGUUCAUGUGACUACUUCCACUCAAGGCCCAAGACCAGUCAGAUUGGGGCUGUUGUUAGCAGACAGAGCACAGUAAUACCAAGCAGACAAUACCUGAGAGACAAGAAUGCAGAGCUUGAAGAAAAGUAUAAGAACACAGAGGUACCAAUGCCAGAUUACUGGGGUGGAUACAUGGUCAAGCCUUUUCUGAUUGAGUUCUGGCAGGGUCAGACAAAUAGAUUACAUGACCGUAUAGUGUUCUUGCGGCCCAAAGAGGGAGAGCCCCAGCUGGGGGAUAUGCAGCACCAAGCAGAAGGGGGCUGGAUAUACCAACGGUUAUCCCCUUGAUGGAGCGAUUGCUAUGGAGUCACUAUCACCAACUGGGAUAUUAAUCCAAUCAUUACUUGGCCUCCAGAAUUCGGCACUGACAUUAACUAACUAGUGAAGCCUUUGCCAUUUUCUUUCUACUUGUGUACUGUCUAAAGCAAAACCUGGAAAUUUAGCUUUUGUUGAUAAUUGUAGACAUGAUUUUAUGAAUAUAAAUCAAGUGAUUGCAUUAAAAAUGGUGCUCAGUGUUUGUUGUUAAGCCUUCAAGACUGACCUCAACAUGUUCUUAAACUAUUACUUGCAAGUGAAUAGUCUGUUGAUUGCCUAAUGUUGAUUAAUAAUUGAAAAGCGCAGUUGUACUUACAACCUUAACUCAUUUUAUAUAGGCUUUGACCUCUGUCAAAACUAGAAAGCAGUAUCUGUGAAAAUCAAAUGUCAAGUGAGGAAAAUUGGGUUUCCAUUCCCAGUUUUAACCCAACAUCACCGUUUAUUCAGUUUUAUGAAAAAUCCUCUAAUGUUCUCAUGAUACACAUUGUCAAUGGAUUUCAAGUGUAUCAAUGGAUUUUUCUGCAAGACAAAUGUGAAAUAUUUUAAUUAGAUUAUAUGUUAUAAAGGUGCCAAACAUAAUUGUAAUAUAAUUGUCUAUCUGUCUGUUUACUGUAUUGCUAUGUAAGUUAGUGAUGUCUAGGUACCUGUUCUGUAAUAAAAUGUAAAAG